AUGACCGAGCCCACCCCCACAGCCAUACUCGACGCCGCCCUCACAGACGUCGACCUCGCGCCGUUUGCACCGCUCCUGGCCGCGCCCGCCACCGCCACCGCCCUUGCCGUCUCGUUCACCGCCGUGGCCGCCGCAGACCCCGCCGCGGCUGCGGCGGCGCUCUCGCGCUUGCUGCUCGCUGGCGGCACCCGCAGGCCCGGCAGCGGCGCCGAGGCGGCAACCGAGGCAGUGGCCAAGGCCCGAUUGGGGAUUGAGGCUCUCGGAUGCGGCCUGCUGCAGGGCGAGGCGUGCGCAACCGCUGUCACCGGCUUUCUCGAGAGCCUCGCCGUCUUGGCCGAGAUGGCCGAGGCGACCGGGUGCGAGCUCCAGCUGGCAUCGCUGGUCGCCGGCUUGGAGCUGGCAGUCGACGCCAUGGCCCGCCUCGCUCUGGAUGCGCGGUCGCCACAAUACGAUGCCGCGGUUGUGGCGCUCUUUACCUCGCGGCUAGUGGGAUCGCUCUGGGGCGCUAGCGGCGUCCUGCCGCGGCUCACUCGAGGCGGGCGAAGCAAGCUGCUGGCCACCGAGCCGCAUCUGGUCGACACGCUUGUCUCGUGCGCGGUGGUGGCUCUCGCCCGCGGCAGCGGAGGCGCACCCGAGACACAUCCCGUGGCUUGCGCCGCGCAUCGGGGCUAUGGUCGAUGCGCUGUGGUCCGAGGCGGCGUCGCGCGACGCGCCCCAGAUUGUUGA
This is a messenger RNA of Thecamonas trahens ATCC 50062, 726 nucleotides long. RefSeq lists its product as uncharacterized. The transcript is spliced from 2 exons. The coding region runs from base 1 to 726 and encodes 241 amino acids. The record is from RefSeq and is a predicted model, not a curated record. NCBI's taxonomy places the organism in Eukaryota, Apusomonadida, Apusomonadidae.